Messenger RNA from Annulohypoxylon truncatum, 1124 nucleotides. RefSeq lists its product as uncharacterized. NCBI's taxonomy places the organism in Eukaryota, Fungi, Ascomycota, Sordariomycetes, Xylariales, Hypoxylaceae. The record is from RefSeq and is a predicted model, not a curated record. The coding region runs from base 440 to 730 and encodes 96 amino acids. The transcript has 3 exons.
GGUACUUAAACCUUAGGUGCAAUACUUAGCCCGCUAUCCGAAACAGCAAAAGAAGCGCCGGAAAUAGUACUAAGGUACCCUACAAUACAAUUGUGCUUUGCAGGUACAUCGCGUCUCCUUGAAACUCUUUCUAAAAGAAGGAACCGCCUGACCAUCGUAAUGCAAAGCCGUCCCUGCUAGACCACCUUUUGAUCGUACAUACUACUAGCAGUAGGUACAUAUUUGACCCACCACCUUCUUUUUCGCACACCUUCACCUCUUGACUUCUUAUUGUUACUGGACACUUUUCUCAUCAACACCGUCAACCUUUUCGUCGUUCCUAAAUCUUGCGACAUCGCAAUCCAUUCAGUUCUAUCAUCGACCUUCGAGAAGCAGGAAGCAUCUCACCACAGCAAAUCAAAACAACCUCAAUUCACUUCUAUCAACCAAACUAGUCUAGAUGGCUAGCCACGGCUAUUACAACCAAGACCCCAACCAGGGCUAUGGUUACCCUCAACAGCCUCCCCAGGCGUAUGGACCUCCUCAAGGACCCCCUCAAGGCCAGUACUACGGUCCUCCCCAAGGUCAGCCCCAGAUGCAGUACCAGCAGCAACCUCCACCACAGCAAAGGAAGCAGGGCGGCGGUGGCUGUCUCCAGGGCUGCUUGGCGGCAUUGUGCUGUUGUUUCGUGUGCGAGGAGGGAUGCGAGUGCUGCGCCGACUGCUGCGAAUGCUGCUUCGAGAUGUGUUAAGGUGUUUACAUCCCACUCGAUACGAUAAUGAUGCCUUGAGACAAUGGGGAUGACAUAUCGGCGGUUCUUUGACGAAGUCUGUUUUGGUAGGGGGGUUCGAAUAAUAUUGCCUGCCUGCUUACCUAGUAGGUACGGAGGCUGCUACCAUGACGGUGUCGACACUCACGAGGAAGAAAACUCAAUAGGAUGAUUUGGCUUUAGCAAUGGUAAUGUGAGCACCAUUACGGCGUCUCCACUACCAAUACAUUGAUUUUUCACUUCAGGGGUAAAAUGGGCUUUCGAGAUUACCUAGUUCAUGAUGAUACUGAACAAUACUUGUUGGUUUUAUGAUAUAAGGACAGAGCAUAGGCUGCUCGCUCGUCUUUACCAAUACACAAUUUUCUUCUGUCAUAAA